AUGUUAAUUUAAGCGAUGAUUAAUAAAACAAUAAUAAGCAAUAAAAGAAAUAGAAAGAUUUCUCUAUAAUUAAAAUUUAAGAAAUAAAAGGAUUAAAAAUAAGUUGAUGAUACUUUAAUGAAAUAUCUUACUGAACAUCAAGGAUACAAUCUUAUCUAAUUUGGAAUCGUAUUGACGUUAUUCAAUAAAUUUCAUUUAGUUUAAUACCUUUAAAUACUCAUUUUAUGAAUUAAAUUUUAUCAAAAUUACUUUGUUAAUAAUUUAAUACUUAAGAAAUUGAAAUUCCUAAGUGUUUUGUAAAUCUUCUUUAAAGGUAGUAAUAUAGUUGGUUCUAAGUUUAAAAUUGAUAAAUUAAUAUGUGAAGGAGAUGGAAAUGGUGUUAAUAAUGUUAAAAAACUAUUAUUUCAGAUAAAAAAGGAGAAGUUGAACUUUAAUUUUAUUAAGAUGGUACUUUUAUUUGUCCUGGUGAUACAAUGCCAGAAAAUUUAAAUAUAAUUGAAUGAGCAAUUGAUACAACUUACUUUAAAGAUUAAGUAUAACUUGGUUUAGUUUGGUUGGCAGAAUUAUUUUAUGUUCCUGAAGUGA
This is a messenger RNA of Paramecium pentaurelia, 585 nucleotides long. NCBI's taxonomy places the organism in Eukaryota, Ciliophora, Oligohymenophorea, Peniculida, Parameciidae. The record is from the annotation of a GenBank genome assembly.